Messenger RNA from Aethalodelphis obliquidens (Pacific white-sided dolphin), 2432 nucleotides. RefSeq names its product CLK4 associating serine/arginine rich protein (gene CLASRP). The transcript has 21 exons. The record is from RefSeq and is a predicted model, not a curated record. Bases 295 to 2325 code for a protein of 676 amino acids. Lineage: Eukaryota; Metazoa; Chordata; Mammalia; Artiodactyla; Delphinidae.
GUGCGGGCCGCGCGCGAGCGCAGCAGUGGGAGGCGGCGGCGAGCUGCCGAGUGCAGGCUGCUGGCCGUGACCUCCUGGCUUCGGGCGGUCGUCAGCCCAGCUUCGUCCUUGCCGCGACCUCUCCCCGGUCUGUUGUGAGCCUUCGCUCGGCCCCGGCCUCGAGGGCCGACCGCUCCGCACCCCCUCGGCCUGCCGGGCCUGAGGCCGCGCCCUGCCCCCGCCGUCGGGCCGAACUCGCCGCGUCGGACCCCGCCGCUUGCCACAGGUUGAGGCCCCAGGCUUGGCCUCACCACGAUGUGGCACGAGGCUCGGAAGCAUGAGCGGAAGCUUCGAGGUAUGAUGGUCGACUACAAAAAGAGGGCAGAGCGGCGGCGGGAGUACUAUGAAAAGAUCAAGAAGGACCCAGCCCAGUUCCUGCAGGUGCAUGGUCGAGCUUGCAAGGUGCACCUGGAUUCUGCAGUUGCCCUGGCCGCCGAGAGCCCCGUUAACAUGAUGCCCUGGCAGGGGGACACCAACAACAUGAUUGACCGCUUCGAUGUCCGUGCCCACCUGGACCACAUCCCUGACUACACCCCACCUCUGCUCACCACCAUCUCCCCAGAACAGGAGUCGGACGAGCGGAAAUGUAACUACGAGCGCUACCGAGGCCUGGUACAGAACGACUUUGCUGGCAUCUCAGAGGAGCAGUGCCUGUACCAGAUCUACAUUGACGAGUUGUACGGAGGCCUCCAGAGACCCAGUGAGGAUGAGAAGAAGAAGCUGGCGGAGAAGAAGGCUUCCAUUGGCUACACCUAUGAGGACAGCACGGUGGCUGAGGUGGAGAAGGUGGCAGAGAAGCCGGAGGAGGAGGAGUCACCGGCCGAGGAGGAGAGCAACUCGGACGAAGAUGAGGUCAUCCCCGACAUCGACGUGGAGGUGGACGUGGACGAACUGAACCAGGAGCAGGUGGCAGAUCUCAACAAACAGGCCACGACCUAUGGCAUGGCCGAUGGCGACUUCGUCAGGAUGCUCCGGAAAGACAAGGAGGAGGCAGAGGCCAUCAAACAUGCCAAGGCCCUUGAGGAGGAGAAGGCCAUGUACUCGGGCCGUCGCUCCCGGCGCCAGCGGAGGGAGUUCCGGGAGAAGCGGCUAAGGGGCCGCAAGAUCAGCCCACCCAGCUACGCCCGCCGAGACAGCCCCACCUAUGACCCCUAUAAGCGGUCGCCCUCGGAAUCCAGCUCCGAAUCCCGCUCCCGCUCCCGCUCCCCGACCCCAGGCCGAGAGGAGAAGAUCACGUUCAUCACCAGUUUUGGGGGCAGCGAUGAGGAGGCAGCCGCAGCCGCAGCUGCAGCAGCUGCGUCAGGGGCCGCCACAGGGAAGCCUCCCGCGCCCCCCCAGCCAGGCGGCCCCGCACCGGGACGUAAUGCCAGCGCCCGCCGCCGCUCCUCCACCACCUCCUCCUCCUCUUCCGCCUCGAGGACCUCCAGUUCCCGCUCCCGUUCCAGCUCCAGCUCCCGCUCCCGCCGCGGCGGGGGCUCCUACCGCUCUGGCCGCCACGCACGCUCCCGCUCCCGGUCCUGGUCACGCUCCCGCUCCCGCUCUCGGCGCUACUCGAGAUCCCGCAGCCGUGGCCGGCGGCACUCAGGUGGGGGCUCUCGAGACGGACACCGCUACUCCCGUUCGCCUGCCCGGCGUGGCGGUUACGGGCCCCGGCGCAGAAGCAGGAGCCGCUCCCGCUCAGGGGACCGGUACAGGCGGGGCGGCCGGGGGCCCCGGCACCACAGCAGUAGCCGCAGCCGCAGCAGCUGGUCCCUCAGCCCGUCCCGAAGUCGCAGCCUGACUCGCAGCCGCAGCCCCAGCCAGAGCCGCAGCCCCAGCCAGAGCCACAGCCGCAGCCGCAGCCGCAGUCGCAGUCACUCGCCGUCGCCCCCAAGGGAGAAGCUGGGCAGGCCGGCAGCGUCCCCCGCUGUGGGCGAGAAGCUGAAAAAGACCGAACCUGCCGCUGGUAAAGAGACAGGAGCUGCCAAACCCAAGCUGACGCCACAGGAGAAGCUGAAGCUGAGGAUGCAGAAGGCACUGAACAGGCAGUUCAAGGCGGAUAAGAAGGCGGCUCAGGAGAAGAUGAUCCAGCAGGAGCAUGAGCGCCAGGAGCGGGAAGACGAGCUUCGAGCCAUGGCCCGCAAGAUCCGUAUGAAGGAACGGGAACGCCGCGAGAAGGAGAGAGAAGAAUGGGAACGCCAGUACAGCCGGCAGAGCCGCUCGCCCUCCCCCCGUUACAGUCGAGAAUACAGCUCUUCCCGAAGGCGCUCAAGGUCCAGAUCCCGAAGCCCCCAUUACCGACAUUAGGCAGAAGCGUGGCGGGGCAGAGGGAUGAGGGGGUGGGGCGAGGGCUCAAGCUGUGAUGCUGCUGGUUUUAUCUCUAAUGGAAUAAAAUCACACAUUAUUUAAUUCUC